CUUUGUUGUGGUGAGGUAUCAGUAAGCUAUAGGUUCUUGAAGGGUGCCCAUUAGUUUAUUUUUCCUGUGUCUAUUUAGUCUCGCUCUGUGAGAAGGAAGACGCCAUGGCAAAUACCCCUGAAGAAACGCCAAGUGCUGUUAGAGAAGUUGGAGAAAGUAGCGCUGCGAGACUGAAGAAACAGAAAAAAUUCUUUUCUAAAUUGCUUCCUCAGCACCACACAACCCUGAAAAAAAAAACUAAUGCAGAGGUUGGGACAGAACAAUCAAUCAAUGAGAGUGGAAUUACUGAGGAGCAACAGAGAACAAAUACCAUUAGAGCAAUGCCAAAUGCUGUUAGAGAAGUUGGAGAAAGUAGCGCUGCAAAACCGAAGAAACUGGAGAAAUUCUUCUCUAAAUUGCUUCCUCAGCGCAGCACAACCAUGAAAAAAGAAACUCAUGCAAAGGUUGGGACAGAACAAUCAAUCAAUGACAAUGUAAUUACUGAGGAGAGAGCCAACAUUCCUGAAGCUAUUUCUGAAGUGGACGGUAGUAUAGAACUUUCUAGAAAGAGCAAUGUCAAAAAAACUAAUGCAGAGGUUGAGACAGAACAAUCAAUCAACGAGAGUGGAAUUACUGAGGAGCAACAGAGAGCCAAGAUUGCUGAAGCUAUUUCUGAAGUGGACGGUAGUGGUAGUAUGCAACUUUCUGGAAAGUCACAACAGGGUCAAAGCCGAGGGGAAGGUGAAGCUGCACCACCUGGUAGAGUGGAAGGUGAAGCUCCACCACAUUUACCUCCUCUACUAGAUUUAUCCCGUACACCACACGUUGAUCCACCCACUCCAGCAGCUUCUCCUGAUUCACCUACCAAUGCACCUCCCCCACCCCCUCCACCUGCAGCUCCUAAUGCACCUCCCCCACCCCCUCCACCAGCUUAUGGACAUCCUCCGGGUGAGACUACUCCAUCUCAGAAGCCUAGUAUAGUUAUUUGCAUAGCAAUUUUAACUAUUUUUAUUACGAUCCUGGGUACCAACAAAGUUAUGAUAGUGGAUAAAUGGUGGAAAGUAUGCACUUUCGUUGCUUGUGUCGGAGCAUCUUUCAUUGUGGUGCAUUUAGACACCUAUCCUGACUUGGGCCACAUGGCAAAUGCCAUGAGACUAAUGACGAGAUUUGCAUUGGGUGCGGCGGUGAUCCUCACGGAGUCUUUGUUUGGAGGAGGCCUUGAAGCAUUUGUACUGUCUACCAUCGCUGUCAUUACCUACGGCUUUACUUUCCAUAUUUGGCAUUCGGAGCAGUAUAAAAUUAAACUGGAGAAAUCAAGAAGGAUCCCCUUCUAG
Dioscorea cayenensis subsp. rotundata (Guinea yam) is the source of this 1313-nucleotide messenger RNA. Its product is annotated as formin-like protein 2. The transcript has 9 exons. NCBI's taxonomy places the organism in Eukaryota, Viridiplantae, Streptophyta, Magnoliopsida, Dioscoreales, Dioscoreaceae. The record is from RefSeq and is a predicted model, not a curated record. The coding region runs from base 105 to 1313 and encodes 402 amino acids.